Striga asiatica is the source of this 426-nucleotide messenger RNA. The record is from the annotation of a GenBank genome assembly. Lineage: Eukaryota; Viridiplantae; Streptophyta; Magnoliopsida; Lamiales; Orobanchaceae.
AUAAAUAAUAAAAUCACCUCCAUUGCAGCAGCAUUACAUAAAAGCAACGUCACAAGGAAAAUAGGUCGACCAGCCUGUUUCUUCUCGGCCGGGGUUCCACUGCGCUGGAGGAUCUCGAGAUCGACGAGGCCCAGAGACAUGAGUCCCAACGUCAGGCCCGACAUAAUGCCGGCGAAAAGGACCAGGAAACAUGAAAUACCGGCAUACGUGAACCACAACACCGUCCCGAAUUCUAUCUCCGCCCCCAGCAGAGCGGCGCUCUGGUCGGCACCGCCGUUCCUGAUCGCCAUGGACACCAGCGCCACCGCACUGAUAGGGUGCAUGAUUGGUAUUUCCCUCGACACACUCCCUCUAUUGAUUUUCGCUCCGUACGUGCGUUCGGAGAAAGGGGAGAUACAAGGACAACCGGAUAUCCCACCAAGCAAA